AUGGUUCACUACCCACGACUACUCUGUCUGCACGGUGGCGGUGCCUCCGCCGCCAUUCUCCGAGUCCAGUUUGCCAAGUUGGAAUGCGCUUUGGGCAACCGCUUUCAGCUCGUCUACCUCGAGGCUCCUCUAGACAGUGAACCUGGUCCUGGAGUUCUCCCAUUCUUUGAGAACUAUGGCCAAUACUCUUGCUGGGUGAGCGACGACGAUAGUUUGCCGUCUCAGAGAAAGAGCGAAGAAGAGGACAACGCUAUCGCAUAUAUCAAGAGCUUCAUGCUCCAGCAUGGUCCUUUCGUAGGAAUACUUGGAUUCUCUCAAGGGGCGCGUGCCGCUGCCAGUAUGUUGCUUGAGCAACAAAGACAGCCCUUCACACCGAAUCCUUUGUUUGGUGUGUUUUUCUGUGGAACAUUUCCCCCUUUUGUUUCUGGAACUCCUGAGAUUAGGUUACCGACCUUGCACGUCUUGGGGCUUUCAGACCCUUAUCUCCAAGAGAGUGAACUCUUGUUGAGACAUUGUACUCAGCAGAGUGUCAGGAGGGUUAUCAAGUUCAACGGCGGGCAUCACAUGCCUACCAGUCAGGAUGUCACACAACAGAUCGCUGAAGCCAUCUCUAUGAUCUAUAGAGGACUGAACAGGAAGAGAGUGUCUACUGUCUGGCAAAGGAAGGUUUCGAGCUCUAUGACUGCUACAAUUGAGAUUUAA
Messenger RNA from Fusarium sp. VM40, 702 nucleotides. The record is from the annotation of a GenBank genome assembly. Lineage: Eukaryota; Fungi; Ascomycota; Sordariomycetes; Hypocreales; Nectriaceae.